AUGCCCUCCGGCCCGCGCGUCGUCUACUGGUUCCGGACCGACCUCCGGCUCCACGACUCCCCCGCGCUCGCGGCCGCCCUCGCCCUCGAGCCGGCGGUGCUCUGGCCCGUCUUCACCUGGGACCCGCACUACGUCUACCGCGCGCGAGGCGGUCUGAACCGGUGGCAAUUCCUACUCGACUGCCAGAAUGACCUCUCGGAGAGCAUCACGAAGCUCAACCCCAAGUCGAAGCUCUUCGUCCUGCGCGAGGGGCCGCAGACGCUCUUCCCGAAGCUGUUCGAGGCGUGGAAGGUGACGCACCUCGUCUUCGAGAAGGACACGGACGCGUACGGGCGGGAGCGCGACGAGGUCGUGAUGAAGGCAGCCGCGGACGCCGGCGUCAAGGUCAUUGUGAAGAGCGGGCGGACGCUGUGGGACAGCGACGCGGUCGUCGAGAAGCACGGCGGCAAGCCGACCAUGUCCAUGUCGCAGCUGCAGGCGGCUGGCGCCAAGGUCGGGCCCAUCGCGAAGCCGAUCCCCGCGCCCGAGAGCCUGCCGGACCCCGGGGAGAUGCCGGUCGAUUUCGAGCCGACGCCGCCUCAGACGAAGCCGGAUUUCAACGCGGAGCAGCGCACCGAGGGGGACUCGGCGUAUAAGAAGAUUUCCGGGCCGAACGGCGACUUCGCGAUUGAGACGAUGGAGGAGCUCGGAUUUCCGUCUGCGACCACGCCGCACCGGGGAGGAGAGACGAAGGCGUUGAAGAUGCUCGAGGAGAUCCUGGCGGAUAAGAAGUACACCGCCACGUUUGAGAAGCCGAAGACGAGCCCCGCGGCGUUCGAGCCGCAAUCGACGACGCUGCUAUCGCCGUUUCUCCACUUUGGGGCGUUGUCUGUGAGGGAGUUCUACUGGAGGGCGAAGGAGAUCAUCGACGAGUACAAGGGCGCCGCCAAGGUGCCGGAGAACCUGCUCGGCCAGCUGCUGUUCCGAGACAUGUACUUCGCGGCGCACGCGGCUCUGGGGUACAAGUUCACCCAGACGGCGAACAACCCGUAUUGCCGAUUCAUCCCGUGGCACUUGCCGUCCAAGGUCGACGCCAAGACGGGGCUCGUCACCGGGGAGUAUCACGUUGAUUCGGAGCAGGCGGACGAGUGGUUCAGGAGAUGGAAGUUUGGCAUGACGGGGUUUCCGUGGAUCGACGCCCUCAUGCGGCAGCUGCGCGAGGAGGGCUGGAUCCACCACCUCGGCCGUCACUCUGUCGCCUGCUUCCUCACCCGUGGCGGCUGCUACAUCGACUGGGAGCGCGGAUGCGAGGUCUUUGAGGAGUGGCUGCUCGACCACGAGCCGGCGUGUAAUGCGGGUAACUGGCAAUGGCUGAGCUGCACCGCCUUCUUCUCGCAGUACUUCCGGUGUUACAGCCCGGUGUCGUUUGGCCAGAAGUGGGACAAGCACGGGGAUUUCGUGCGGCGUUGGGUGCCGGAGCUCAAGAAGAUGGAUGCCAAGUACAUUUACGAGCCGUGGAAGGCCCCGCUGCCGGACCAGAAGAAGGCCGGGGUGCGGGUGACAGGUCGCGGGGAGAAGGCGGAAGAGGGAGUGUACCCGAAACCCAUGUUCGACUUCAACGAGAGGAGGACGGCAUGUUUGAGUGCGAUGAAGCAGGCGUAUCAAGUCGGCCUGCACGGGAACGACGAUAAGGUGCGGGACGGCAGCUGGCGGAAGCUAUUUGAGGGUACGGACACGGAGAUGAUGGACGAAUUCGAGAGUGACGACGGCGAACGCGCGGACGAGGCCGAUGAAGACGGCGCCAAAGUGAAGGGAGAUGAGAUUACGCCGGCCAAGCGGGCUGCCGAGGAGGGCAGCGCCGAGCAGCACGCCGACAAGAGGCGAAGGUCGUAG
This is a messenger RNA of Colletotrichum karsti, 1872 nucleotides long. Its product is annotated as DNA photolyase. The record is from RefSeq and is a predicted model, not a curated record. Bases 1 to 1872 code for a protein of 623 amino acids. Gene Ontology annotation, cellular component: nucleus; cytoplasm. The transcript has 2 exons. Lineage: Eukaryota; Fungi; Ascomycota; Sordariomycetes; Glomerellales; Glomerellaceae. Gene Ontology annotation, biological process: circadian regulation of gene expression; entrainment of circadian clock by photoperiod. Gene Ontology annotation, molecular function: FAD binding; DNA binding.